UCGUCGUCGCUCAUGUCUGAAAUUCAUGACCAGUUCGAUACCAUCCUUAUCCUCGAUUUUGGCUCACAGUACAGUCACUUAAUAACCAGAAGAUGUCGUGAACACAAGGUCUACGCAGAACUUCUUCCAUGCACAACCAAGAUUCAAGAACUCCAUUUCGAUCCCAAAGGCAUAAUUCUAUCCGGUUCGCCAUAUUCAGUAUAUGACAAGGAGGCUCCCCAUGUCGAUCCUGCUGUAUUCGAACUCGGGGUACCCAUUCUCGGAAUAUGUUAUGGACUACAGGAAAUGGCAUGGAAUCUGAAAGGAAAAGUGGCCAAAUGCUCUCAUAGAGAAUACGGUUAUGCAUCCGUCAAAGUCAAAAAAUUAAGUGACGGCGACUCGCCUGUAGAUGUUUUGUUGCGUGGGUUAGGAGAGGAAAUGCAGGUAUGGAUGUCGCACGGGGAUCAGCUAUCCGAGCUCCCUCCCAAUUUUCAUGUAAUCGGCCACACCGAUUCCGCACCAUUUGCUGCCAUCGCACACGAUACCAAACCGUUCUAUGGAAUUCAAUUUCAUCCAGAAGUCACUCAUUCUCCGCGAGGAAAAGAGGUUAUUGGGAAAUUUAUCGUGGAUAUAUGUGGAUGCAAGAAUGUUUGGACUAUGGAAGAGUUUAUUGGCAAGGAGAUAUCCAGGAUACGCGACAUCUGCGGGCCUAAAGGGAGGGUGAUCGGUGCCGUGAGCGGAGGUGUGGACAGUACAGUCGCUGCAAAACUUAUGCACGAGGCAAUCGGCGAUAGAUUCCAUGCCAUCAUGGUCGACAAUGGCGUUUUGCGCCUGAACGAAGCGCACCAAGUGUACGAGAUGCUCAAUAGAGAUUUGGGCGUCAACCUCACUGUUGUUGACGCUUCGGAACUUUUCCUUCAGCGUUUGGAAGGUGUGGAAGACCCAGAAAAGAAAAGGAAGAUCAUCGGGAAUACGUUUAUCAACGUUUUUGAGGAACAGGCUGCAAAGAUCGAAGCUAAAGCCGAAGAAGACGAAGAGAAAGGAGAAUCUACGAAAGGUCGGGUCGAAUGGCUUUUACAAGGGACGCUCUAUCCGGAUGUGAUCGAGAGUAUUAGUUUCAAGGGUCCUAGCGCAACGAUCAAGACUCAUCAUAAUGUUGGGGGUCUCCUGAAAGAUAUGAAGCUGAAAUUGAUUGAACCUCUUCGUGAACUGUUCAAAGAUGAGGUCCGGGCCUUGGGUCGCCUUCUAUCCAUCCCUGCCCCCCUCGUUCAGCGGCAUCCAUUCCCAGGGCCUGGUCUUGCCAUCCGGAUCCUCGGCCCUGUUAGUAGAGAGCAGGUCCAGAUUCUGCAAAAGGCCGAUAAUAUCUAUAUUGAGGAGAUCCGCAAGGCUGGGUUGUACAAUGAGAUAUCGCAAGCGUUUGCUGUGCUUCUUCCCGUGAAAGCCGUGGGUGUUAUGGGUGAUCAGCGAACUUAUGAACAGGUUAUUACCUUGCGUGCAGUACAGUCAGAGGACUUUAUGACAGCCGAUUGGUAUGUUUUUCCUCCGGAGGUACUGCGCCGGAUCUCCUCUAGGAUAACGAACGAGGUGGCAGGCGUUAAUCGGGUGGCUUAUGAUAUUUCUUCAAAACCGCCAGCAACUGUUGAGUGGUUGUAAUAUUUAUUUACCAUACGAGAAAGUUAUUGUGUUUUUUUAAAAAAAAUGCCAAAUCGUCAGAACGUUGACUGCGUUGAGGGGUCGUUUUUGACGAACAUGAUAGCCU
Messenger RNA from Marasmius oreades (fairy-ring Marasmius), 1738 nucleotides. It is a transcript of the gene GUA1, whose product is annotated as GMP synthase (glutamine-hydrolyzing). The transcript has 11 exons. Gene Ontology annotation, cellular component: cytosol. Gene Ontology annotation, molecular function: GMP synthase activity; GMP synthase (glutamine-hydrolyzing) activity; ATP binding. Gene Ontology annotation, biological process: GMP biosynthetic process. The coding region runs from base 13 to 1632 and encodes 539 amino acids. The record is from RefSeq and is a predicted model, not a curated record. NCBI's taxonomy places the organism in Eukaryota, Fungi, Basidiomycota, Agaricomycetes, Agaricales, Marasmiaceae.